UGUAACGUAGAAUCUGUAUAUCAUUUCUUUUUAUUUCAUUAAGAAAUUGCAAAUUACAAUUCACAUCGACUCGUGCAUUCUGAAGAUAUUCUCUACGAUUUAAUAAAAAUAAAUAACACGUCUAAACAUUAUUCGCUGCUGACGAUGAUGGCUGAUAGCAGAAGUAUAAAACUAACUUGAUUGCUCAAAGACCGGAGGUCACUUACUAUUUGUGUUGCAAUUGUACUCGAGAUUGUUCUAAGCUCGUACACGUAAUCAACGUUUGUGUCUAGUGGCCGAGGAAAGCGGGCCAAGAUUCGAAAAAAUUCUUUUUUUUUUUUACAUUCUUGGCGAAAUUUGAGCGUGUAUCCUACGCUCGUUUUGCACUCGUUUUUACAUUGACCUGUUUAAAAUAUCUAGUUUGAUGAGAUAAGAGAGCGGCUAAUAACGAUAGAAACGUGCUAGCUGGAUCACUGGUCUCGUGUCUCAUUACUCGACCGAGGACUCAGCUCAGCCUGCUCAGCUCCGUUUUGCUCUCGCCGCGGGUUGCGUUGCAUCACGCGUAACUCGCGUGCGACGUGAGGGUCCGGAGCAAGUAAGAAAAGAGGUUAGGUAGUCUCGUGCACGGUCUCGCACGGCGAUCGCGGAAACAAAGAAGAAAUGGCAAGAUUAAUCGUCCAGAUCAGCAGAUGCGCGGCAAAAACGUUCGUCUCGCACGGCGAUUUCCUCGGCACAGCCGUCAAGUCGAAGAUACCAAUUCUCGCCGUGGCACGAUCCAUAACCACAACUCGGAACUUGAGAAUCGAACGAUUGUACACCGAUAAACAUGAAUGGAUAACGGUAGAUGGGAAAAUCGGCACAGUCGGUAUAUCGGAUUACGCGCAGGAUGCGCUUGGGGACGUGGUGUACGCGCAGCUUCCUGAUGUAGGAUCCACGAUCAAAAAAGAUGAGGAAUGUGGAGCCUUGGAAUCGGUGAAGGCAGCUUCAGAACUGAUAAGCCCGGUCAGCGGGAAAGUUACGGAGAAAAAUGAGGCAGUCGAAAAUAAACCCGGGUUAAUUAAUAAAUCUUGUUACAAAGAUGGUUGGCUAUUCAAAAUAGAAUUAAGCGAUCCAGAUGAGCUUAAGAGCCUAAUGAAUGAGGAGGCUUAUAAUAUGUUUUUGAAAUCAGACGCGCAUUAAGUUUAUAUGCUAGAAAAAUUUCCUCUAACGUAGAAUUUGAAUCAGUUAUAACUGUAUUUUUAAGAACUGUAAUUUCUAUUUGAAGAUACCAUUCGAAAUUUUAAUGAUGUUGUAGAAACACACAUGAAAGAUAUCUUGCUAUAAUUGUUCGUACAAUAUAUUGAUCAGCACGAUUUAAUUAAAACUUAAACAGAAGUUAUCUGUUAAUAUGUAAUUUGAUGUAGACUGCAGAAAGUUGUAAAGAACGAUAUCUUUGCCUUAUUAUUUGUACAUAAACAAGAAUUCGUACAAAAUCCAAAAUGCUGCAUUCAUUAUAAAUAUAUCAUUGCGUUUAUGGAAAAUAAGAUGUUAUAUUUGUACCUUAGUCACAUUAAGAGCAGUCACAACUGAAGUUACAUCUCGCGCGCAUACCGAGUAUCUGUCAUUUCAUUUAGCAUUUUUAUAAGUAAAAAUAAUGAAACAUUAAUUUAUGAAAAAGUUAGUGCAAGCAAGCAUUUAGGGCCACUUCGACCAAGCUCUGAUUAACUUAAUCGUUUUAGUCCAUUGGAAAUGACCAAUCACAUUUUUUCUAACACGUCAAAUAUGAUCUUAACUAAUCCACGUUAGAGUACUGUCAAAAAUUAUUUACUGCAAAAUUAAAAUAAGUUGUAAUGUUAAUGCAUUACAAAAAUGUACAAAACAAUUCAACACAAAGAUUUUAAUACGUAAAGAUAUUGUGUUUUAGCACAAGUCAUAAAUUGGUAUAGAUUGCGAGAUAGUUGCAAUAUUUUUAUUAGUCACUGUGCAACGUUCUUCAUUUUGUAUUUAUACAAAGCAAACAAAUAUAUUAUAUAUAUAU
Messenger RNA from Temnothorax curvispinosus, 1996 nucleotides. RefSeq names its product glycine cleavage system H protein, mitochondrial (gene ppl). The record is from RefSeq and is a predicted model, not a curated record. The transcript has 3 exons. Gene Ontology annotation, biological process: protein lipoylation; glycine decarboxylation via glycine cleavage system. Bases 640 to 1158 code for a protein of 172 amino acids. Gene Ontology annotation, cellular component: mitochondrion; cytoplasm; glycine cleavage complex. NCBI's taxonomy places the organism in Eukaryota, Metazoa, Arthropoda, Insecta, Hymenoptera, Formicidae.